Molecule: messenger RNA, 777 nt
Organism: Penicillium atrosanguineum
Lineage: Eukaryota; Fungi; Ascomycota; Eurotiomycetes; Eurotiales; Aspergillaceae
Exons: 1
Coding region: 1-777 (258 amino acids)
Source: RefSeq, a predicted model, not a curated record
AUGGGAAACAAAACCACACUCGACGGACCCCGUCAGGCCGAGGCAACUCGGGCCAAGAACGAAGCCCUGGACAAAUUGAUUCAGGUCUACCACGUGGCCAAGGCCGAUUAUUAUCUCGGAGACGCCAACAAGUCUGGAAUCUCGGACAAAUCGACAGACAAGUUCACCAACGUCCGCUUCCUUCGAGACACCGCCGAAAACCUCCUUCGCUGCCUCAAGGCCCAGGGUGAAGAUCACCACCUGAUCCCGGAGGUCGAGCGCGUGGUCACUGCCAGCUGUGAACACGCUGAGCGCCUGGCUGGUGGACGCAAGCGUAUCUUUGAGGACCCCGAGGAUGAGCAGCUGGCUCGUCACCGCAACGGCCAGCGACACAACCAGGAAAACAAGCUCAGUCUUUACCCAAGUCAUCCCUCCAGCACUUCUCAUGGCACCCGGUUUGAACUCUCGAAGAGACCGCGCACUUUCCAACCCGUUGAUCGUUACCGCGGCGAAGCUUACAAAGAGGAUUGGCAUAACGGUCGUGCCUAUGAACGCACUGAGCGUAUUGGCCGUGGCCAUAGCCGUGCUCGCCCUUUUCGCGACCAUUAUCGUCGUGGUCACCCUGCUGUUCGUGAUCGUGGACGUUCUCGUACCGAUCCCGCCGAUUAUGCUGUGAACAUUGAGCACGCCAGAGAUACUCGUCGCUCUGAUCGUGAUGACCGCACUAAUCAUGGCGACCUCAUCAACCGCACUGAACCCUUCGACCGCCCUGAUGAAGGCUACAAUGGAAGUGAUUAA